AUGGGGCGUCGAGGGGGCAAGGUGGAGAGUGUGCGUCGGCGUUUGUUAUCCGCGUACCGUGAGGAGUCGGAGGCGGUAGAGCGGCGGCGAUUGCGGAAGGCGCCGGGUGUGGCGCCGAAAUGCAAGUUGGUGACGCAGGACAAGUUGGCGCGUGCGGAAAAUCGGCAUGUGGCAUUGCAAUCGGGACAGGAGGAGUGGAAGGAGCGUCUGAAAGAGCAGACACGGUUGCCGACUUUUGGGCAGGUUGGGAGUGAGCCGGAGGGGGGAGCGGAGGUGGAGGUGGCGACUGGACGUAAGCGUCGGUUAGAUAAAGAGUUGAAUGCGAUGGAGACCAAGCGUUUGGCGCGUGAGGACCAGAAGAGGAAGCGGGAAGAGGCGGUGGAACGUUUGGGAUUCAAGAACGUUAGUGGGUUGGUGUCCGUACCUGAGCGAGAAGCGAUUGCUCAAUGCUACAAAGACCAUUGCGCGGACGUGGAGAAACUAGUCAGCGGGCUGGAACUCAUAGGUCAGGCCAUUAUUGCGGAGCCGUUGGCGAAGCUGCACCUGUUGGAGGCUUUUAUUAAGAAGAUGGAGGAGUGCCGUGUGGCCUACAGGCGCUGUUCCGACCUUAACGACUUGGCGGACUUGGCGAAGCUCUACUUGUUGGUCGUGACCGCCGUGGGUAAGAUCCUGUUGCACGUCCUGCCCGGGUACGUCAUCGCCGAAGGCGACCCGGUUGCAUCGGUGAAGCGGCAAGUGCGCAGGCACGAGUUGCUCAUCUUAGACAUGUAUCGCCGUUGGUUACUCGAACACUUCGGUGUGGUGAUGAAGGACCCGUAUUUCAACGGCGUCCAGAAGCACGAGUACACUACCUUGUUGGUUGUGCAGUUGAAUAACGGGCUCAUUAACUGCAUCGAACACGCGCGACAAUUUAACUACCGAGAUGAAUUUAUGCAAAUGCUCGUCGACUACUACUGUUUGCAAGACCACGGCUCUCUGGAUACGAGCGGUAUGGAUACGGACGCGGUGGACGUGGACGGUGCGCUUUCUCGGGCUAUAAGUGAAGUGUUAAAGGAAGAUGUGACACUGGCCGUCAGCGCCAAGUUGGUGCCGCUAAUUUCCAACAAGGUUUUGAAGAUGCGGAAAGACAGCAGCAGCGGCAAGGUGUUGCGGUUACUAGACCAUCUGAACAUACAGAAGAAAGAAAAAAAUGCUGUGGCCGAGUUGAAGCGGAAGGGCAUUGACCAGCGGUCAUUGCUGAAGGAUCGUCGCACACAGGUGGAGAAAAAUGUCGCGAAUGAGCAGACUGCGUCCCUGGUCAGCGGAGACUACAAGAAAUUCUUAGCGAACAAGAAAAAUAUAUUAGAGUCGAUUAUGGUUAUGUUUGCCCGCAUCUUGCGGUCACCACACCUUUAUUCCUUAGAGGUGGUGUAUGAGGCCUUGCGGAGCCUGAGCAAGCACGCGGCCUUCGUUAACAUGGAGCUGGCUGCGGAGUUUUACGAAGAAUUGCGACAGGUGGUACAAACCAUGGCGACUGCAGACGUCCGUUCGGGAGCGAUUAUUUUCGCCGCCGUCAUGGCAGCGCUGGAGCUCAUGGACCUGUCCUCCAAGGGCUCGGACCUAUAUAUUGAAUCUGAUGUACAGUGGAUUACCACCGCCGUGCUGGAGGCCUGCGCAACUAUCAUCCCUUUCCUGGGUCGAACAGCUGCGCACACGCGUGUGCACUUGAAUACUAAGGACGAUGAGCCAAAAGUAAAGACGCCCGGGGAAGACGAAGAAGAGUUGAGUAGGGCCCGAACGGCAGCGGGUAAGGAUGCAGCGAAGGGUCGGACGGGACUGAGCACCACGGCCGAGGACAGCAUCGACCUGUUCGCCAUCGGCUGCACGCAGUUAACGCUCCAGGAGUUCGAAAGCGUCCUCAACAAAGUGAUUGACACCAAACGAGCAUUCGGCGUAACCUCCGCCGACCUGGCGCACUUAGCACGGAGCGCCAAAGCGACUGCCAUCUACGUCACGCUCGCCGGCGCAGCCCUCACCGCUACACCUGCCGUCGCCGCCGUGCUCCACAAAGCGAUGGACAAACUCGCCAAGAAGUUCCCUAGCCUCAAAGAUACACACGACCCUGAAGGAAUGGUAUUCGAUUCACUCUCGCCACCCAAGACCAUCGCCUGGUGCCAACACCUCGCCAAAAUGUCCAUAAACCUGUAA
This is a messenger RNA of Gregarina niphandrodes, 2187 nucleotides long. RefSeq names its product putative transmembrane protein. The record is from RefSeq and is a predicted model, not a curated record. Gene Ontology annotation, cellular component: nucleolus. Gene Ontology annotation, molecular function: chromatin binding. Lineage: Eukaryota; Apicomplexa; Conoidasida; Eugregarinorida; Gregarinidae. Bases 1 to 2187 code for a protein of 728 amino acids. Gene Ontology annotation, biological process: DNA replication initiation. The transcript has a single exon.